Dothidotthia symphoricarpi CBS 119687 is the source of this 408-nucleotide messenger RNA. RefSeq lists its product as uncharacterized. Gene Ontology annotation, biological process: protein peptidyl-prolyl isomerization. The transcript is spliced from 3 exons. The record is from RefSeq and is a predicted model, not a curated record. The coding region runs from base 1 to 408 and encodes 135 amino acids. Gene Ontology annotation, molecular function: peptidyl-prolyl cis-trans isomerase activity. Lineage: Eukaryota; Fungi; Ascomycota; Dothideomycetes; Pleosporales; Dothidotthiaceae.
AUGAAGGUCGCAACUCUCCUUGCUUUUGCCACGGCUGUGUUCGCUGCAGACACUAUCAACAAUGAGCACCUCAAGACCGAAGUCACCCAUGCCGUAAAAUGCACCCGCAAGGCCACCGCUGGCGACAAGAUUUUCGUACACUACCGUGGUACCCUCGAGGAUGGUACUGAGUUCGACGCCUCUUAUGGUCGCGGAGCGCCUCUCGACUUCACCGUUGGCAAGGGCCAGGUGAUUAAGGGCUGGGACCAAGGCCUGCUCGGCAUGUGCCCUGGCGAGAAGAGGAAGCUGACCAUUCAGCCCGAUUGGGCGUAUGGCUCCCGGGGUACCGGACCCAUUCCUGGAAACAGCGUCUUGAUCUUCGAGACGGAGCUUGUCUCUAUCGCCGGCGUCGAGAAGGAGGAAUUGUAG